AUGAGAGAUGUACCAGCAGCUUCUGCAGGCUCUGCAGCUAUGCAACGACGAACUGGUGGAAAUGCUCCUGCAAAUGGUACCGAUCCUCCAACUAUAGGACCUGCGCCUAAAGGAACAAGUGGUUUAGCUCGUGGAGCAGUACCACGCACCAAAUUCUCAGAAGCAUAUCGUUCCAUCUUCACUCUCAGUCAACCGGACCUCAUUCCACUUCUCAAACAUGUAAACUGCAAUUAUUUGUCUACCAAAGGUCAUUCACCUACAGUAUUGGAAUUGAAACAACAUGCUCAAGCAUUGGUCAUUCUUCUCAAACAAAUUACCCUCUCAACUCGAGCAGGAGUUGUCGAUAACACGAAUCUAAAUGCCUUUACAGAAAUUGGUCCUAGAGCUCCUAGUUUUAACGAGAAUGAAACUUUCGACUUCCUCAACGAUCUUAAUAAUGUAUAUGAUAACAAUACAGUUCAUCACAAUCUUCCGCUCCCCACUCUCCUCAAUACGCUAGAGCCUCAAUAUGUCGAACCUGGAACCAUGGUAAAUCCAGGACAACCAGAUCAUUACGUCGAUAUUGAUAUCUGUCCCUUACAUCCAGUGGAUCCCGCACCUCUCGAUGGUCCAUCUCUUCCAUAUGCUACUCACGAAGCACUUCUUAAGCAUGCAAAUGAAGUCCUCGAACUGAUUGAUCAUGAAUAUAGUGCCAAAGGAGGUCUUCUAGGUGUACUUCCUCAUGAAACUGGUGAUGAAGAUCGACCUCUAGCAGAAACUACUCUCCUAGGUCAAAUGAUCCUCUACAUCCAACGACUGGUCGCGCGUCUCCACAAUCUUGAACGUCUUCACGCAAACGCGAUGGAUGUAAUGAAAGGAGAAGCCGUUGUUCCACAUCAAGCUCUCUCCCGUGUGGGUCCAGAUGGCCGCAGUGGACGCGAGCUCGUCUAUCCUCAAGAUCGAUUCGUUCUCGUCAAUGCCGGAGACGACAUCUGGCAAUUCCUGAACGAUGAAUUCGAGAAAAAAGAACGCGUGGAUGAACAAAUUCGCGCAAAUCAUCUCCGUCUCGGUAUCGAAGGUGAACGUCUCUGGGAAACGAAAGGCGGAAAAGAAUAUUCACGCGGCAUCACAGCCAUCGACGUCGUAACCCGCUACUAUCGUCUCCGCAACGACAGUCUCAAAACCAUCUUCGUAAUCCCCGCCCACGCCGAACAUCCCGGCGUAAAAGUAACCCGAGAAAUGGAACGCAACCCCACCGUCGUCUCCGUCGUAAAACCCAUCUGGCCCGAACGCGUUUCCGUCUGGGAAAAGCAAACGCGGGAUGAUCUGGAAGAACUCCGCCAACUCCGCAGAGACAACAGUUCUCUCCGCGAAGCCGCCGAAAUCUCAAACACCGAACGCGCCUUCCUCCUCAACGAAGUAAAAACCCAACGCGGUAACGUCUACCGCAUCAAAGAAAAACUCAAAACCUUCACCGAAGGUCCCAUCCGCGAUCAACUCUCCAUCGAUCUCGACCUGCGACGCGAAACCCUCGAACAAGACCUCAACGACUUCGCCACGCAACGAGCCGAACUCGACAUCCGCGCACAAGAACUCGAAAUCCACGCUCAAACCCUUGCCGCAGCCGAACAAACCUCCACUCAUCGUCGCGCAACAGAAACCCAACAAUUCGCUGCGCGACGCGAGGCUCUUGAAAAUAUAUAUAAGCAGCGACUUGUUGAUCUUGAGAAUGAUCGGUUGGCGGCUGUGGAAUCGGGGACGCGUCUUGCGGAUGAGUUCCAGAAUGCUUGGACUGAACAGUUGCAGAAUACGCAGACGCUGGUUAGUUUUUUGAAUAGUGAUCGGGCGAAGAGUUUGUUGGCGGAUAAUUUGAUUCCGGAUGAUAUUGGGAAGAGGGGGAUUAGGGGGGCGCAGGAUGUGGUGGAGAGGGUUUUGAAGAGGCUGGGGAAUCCGCAGGGGGAGGGGGACAAGGCCUUAACAAUCAAUAAUAUAUGUAUGCUCUGA
Messenger RNA from Sclerotinia sclerotiorum 1980 UF-70, 1983 nucleotides. RefSeq lists its product as hypothetical. The transcript has 2 exons. The record is from RefSeq and is a predicted model, not a curated record. NCBI's taxonomy places the organism in Eukaryota, Fungi, Ascomycota, Leotiomycetes, Helotiales, Sclerotiniaceae. Bases 1 to 1983 code for a protein of 660 amino acids.